AUGGCCGACAACGCCACCACCGCUGCUAUCAAACCAUUCAAGAUUGCCAUUACAGACACUGGUUUUCACGUCGUUGCUCCUUCCAUUCCUGGAUUCGGCUUCUCCUCUUGCCCAAACAAGACUGGCCUCAAGCACAGGCAGGAUGCAGAGGUGAUGCACAAACUCGUGUCGAGGCUCCACUAUAGCGAGUACGUAGUGCAAGGCAGAGACUGGGGCGCGAUGAUUGUCUGGGCAAUCGCCCACACUUACCCAAAGUCUGCCAAGGCGCUCCAUGUCAACCUUCUAUCAUUGACCGAGCCAGACUAUAACUAUAAGCCCGAGUAUACGGAGUUCGAGGAACGCUCUCUCCGACAGCACGAACAUUUUGAUACAAAAGGUUUCGCCUACUACCUCGUACAGAAUACCAAACCUCGCACUCUUGGAUUCGCGAUGCAUGACUCUCCAGUCGCCAUGCUGGCAUGGAUGGCAGAUAAGCUGUUCACAUGGUCUGACUCAUAUCCCUGGUCUCCGACUGAAUUUAUUACCUGGACACUACUGCAUUACUUCCCAGGACCAACGGGAGGCUUUUACAUUUAUAGGGAGAACAGUGCUACCGAAUUGAUGAGCGGAGCAGAUGCCGACAAGUUUUGGGAAACCCCAACAGCUGUCAGCGCUUUUGCGAAGGGGGCAGAGAUGGUUCCUCGAUCUUGGGCCGAGAGAAAGGCCAAUGUUGUUUUCUGGCAAGAACAUGAAAGCGGUGGACACUUCGCGGCCUACGAGAAGCCGGAACAAUUGGCCUCGGCCGUGGGACCACAGGCCCCGAAAGUUCGCCCAGAAGAUAUCCCAACAUAUUUCCCGACCAAAUUUGGAGUCUUGGACGGCGAGGCAUUCAUGAAAUGGAUAUUAGAGGAAGUUGGCAAAGGCAGUAGGACUCUAGCGGAAGGCUCAUACCACGUGAAUCCUGGACCUCAGGCGCACAUCUUCUCCUCAAAACUAGCAAGUGUCACGAUAUGGAUGGACUCUGUCAACUUGACCAUGACGGAGGUUGGACUUACAGCCUUCAACUUCUACGAGUGCUCCGAUCUCACCACCUACGGCCCAACGGUCUGGUGGGACACGCCUGGAUUUUCUCAAGCUACAAUAACGGAAGUCAAGAAUACUGGGAAUAACAAUUACAAACAAUAUAGAGUUCCAUCUCGACGAUGGCUAUAA
Messenger RNA from Letharia lupina, 1191 nucleotides. RefSeq lists its product as uncharacterized. Gene Ontology annotation, biological process: epoxide metabolic process. The coding region runs from base 1 to 1191 and encodes 396 amino acids. Gene Ontology annotation, molecular function: epoxide hydrolase activity. The record is from RefSeq and is a predicted model, not a curated record. NCBI's taxonomy places the organism in Eukaryota, Fungi, Ascomycota, Lecanoromycetes, Lecanorales, Parmeliaceae. The transcript is spliced from 4 exons.